Molecule: messenger RNA, 639 nt
Organism: Meloidogyne enterolobii
Lineage: Eukaryota; Metazoa; Nematoda; Chromadorea; Rhabditida; Meloidogynidae
Source: the annotation of a GenBank genome assembly
UAUAGAAUGAUGAGUAUACUGAUGAGGACAGAAGCGACAAAUUGGAUGAUGUAUUUGCAUUAUAAAUUAAAAAUAAUUUUAAGGAUUUUCCUGAUGUAAAUAACCAAAUAUUUGGGCGGAGAAGGAGGCAGCCGAACGUUCAACGGCGCAUAAACCACCAAUCUCUUUUUGGCAACAAUAUGGAAGUGGACGUUAUCUUCAAUCAACAAGAUUUUCCUGACCUCAAUCAUCAAAUAUUCGGCUGCCGGCGCCGGCAGCCAAAUGCACAACCUCGUAGAAUUAAUCAUCAGGCAAUAUACGGCAACAAUUAUCGUGGUGGGCGUUAUAAUCAGGCUACCAGGUGCUGGGUUGCUUUGGAUGCACAAACUAGAGGACUUAAAACUGCUUUGAUUGAAUUGGAUGAUUUCUCUUCUAAAACUAGUGUUUGUGGUUUUGUAAAUUUUUUUGUGAAUGUUUGUUUGGACCUUGUUACACACUUUCUUACGAUUUUUUUUAGCAACCCCAGCACCUGGUAGCCUGAUUAUAACGCCCACCACGAUAAUUGUUGCCGUAUAUUGCCUGAUGAUUAAUUCUACGAGGUUGUGCAUUUGGCUGCCGGCGCCGGCAGCCGAAUAUUUGAUGAUUGAGGUCAGGAAAAUC